AUGCCGAGAAAGCCAGGUGUUGACGAAGUCAGCGUUCAGGCCGGCGAGACUGACGGCCUGGGAGAAGGGCCGAGCAAGAAGCCGAGGCAGACAGAAGGUGGCGAGGUCAUAGACUUGACCUUGACCAAGGACGGACCGCAGCCGUACAGAAAGCGUGCCGCCGCCGAGCUUGAGACUAAUGGGGAAGAUGCGGAUGAUGGCGGAGGAGGGCCGAGCAAAAAAGCCAAGUCGCUUGACCAGAGUAUUACCCCUUUCAAAGGUGAUGGUGAGAAGACCUUGAGCUCGACUUCAGCAAACACGCCAGUAAUGCAACAACCACCGACCGAGAAGUCUCAAGGCAAGAAAGCGGUCUACCCGAGUGACCGGUCAGACACCCGGCCGCCGUGGAGUAUGUACGAGAUGGAUGGCUCAGGCAGAGUUGAGCGUGGUGUCGAGGAUCCGCGCGCCGACUUGAUGAAGUUCUCGACAGAGGACUUCGAGCGCAUUCGUAGCCUCGAGCAUAUUCGCAAUCAGCUCUGGCCGGCGGGACAGGUCGAUCAAGGACGAACCGUUUACCGCCAGAAUGAACGCACCCUCGUCCAGGGAUCAGUCAGAAGCCGGAUGAAGAAGAUGUCAACCCGGUGCAAGGACCUGGGAUAUGAAUGGACCCGACGAAAUGGGUUGAACCCGAUGGCGCGUACGUCGUUCGUGGAGAAGCCCUCGCAAGAGCUCGAGAAACUUUAUCGACAAUUUCUCGGGGCGAAAAGCUGGAAGCGCACUCUGCUCGAACGCGAGAAUUGCACGACACCUUGGAUCUUCGUUGACGAUCAGGUGCUUCAAAGCCUCAUCGCAGGAUUCAUCUACACUGAAGUGUUCACCAAGCCAGCUCCCUGGGACAUUUCGGAGCGUCUCAAUGCUGCUAGUGGGGCGGACCUCAAGUAUGGAGUGAGCGCCAUGGCCGACAAGGGCUACCAUUUGGACGAGUUGUUCAAGAAGUGGUCCGAAAAGAUGAUUCUUGAUGAGAAGUUCCAGCAAGAUUUCGUGAAGCCGCACGCGCAUGACUUGGCGACGCAGCUGGCUCUGGUUCUGACGCCACAUCUCAUGAAUGCGAAGCGAAUUCAGAUGCCAGAGGAUGCAGACGCGGCCGCAGACUCGGAUGAUGGCGAGGACAAUCCCAACACCAUCGCGUAUGAUACCAAGUGGGUUGACGAAAUCGAAGACUUGGUUUACGAUUCCCUCAUGCUGAAGGAAACCAUCGGCACCUACCACGAAGUUAGCUACGAAUACACGUGGGGUGUGCCGGGUGGCCAGCUCGAUCGGGAUACUAUGGAUCCUGUUCACGGCAAACUCGGCUUUGAGAACGAAGUCCAUUUCACAGUGUGGCCUGGCUCGCAGAUGGCCCGAACAUCGUCCGCUCCCAUCGACGGACCAGCAGGAAUCACCAUUGUAAUGCAGUGCGCCGCGGAUCGUUGGGAGAAUUAG
Molecule: messenger RNA, 1461 nt
Organism: Zymoseptoria tritici IPO323
Lineage: Eukaryota; Fungi; Ascomycota; Dothideomycetes; Mycosphaerellales; Mycosphaerellaceae
Exons: 2
Coding region: 1-1461 (486 amino acids)
Source: RefSeq, a predicted model, not a curated record